UUGACUCUGCGAGAGAGUGACGAGGUCGCCGUCAUUCCACCUAUAAGUGGGGGAUAGUACACCACUCCCAAGUCUCCACACUUCAAAAUAUAGAAUGGACUUUAUAGAGAUAACAGAAGAGAAACUGGAUGUCAACAAUAUAUCACAGAUGGUCACAGACCCAAGUUGUGGUGCUAUAUCUAUUUUUGUUGGAAUUACAAGGGAUAAUUUUGAUGGUAAAAAGGUGCUGAGACUAGAAUAUGAAGCCUAUAAACCGAUGGCAGAGAGGAAAAUGAAGGAAAUUUGCGAUGAUAUAAGAAAAAAGUGGCAGAUACACAAAAUAGCAAUGAUUCACAGAAUUAAUGUGGUCCCCAUUUCUGAGGCCAGCAUUGUCAUCGCUGUAUCCUCAUCACAUAGGAAGGACUCCCUUGAGGCUGUGGAGUAUGCCAUCAACACACUGAAGGCCACCGUGCCCAUUUGGAAAAAGGAAAUUUAUGCAGAUGAGUCCUCUAGCUGGAAGGAGAACAAGGAGUGUCCUUGGAGUAAACAGUAACAGUCCUUUUACAGAUCAAAGAAAACUACAUGUAUUAAUUAGUAGUAUAUUCAUUUUCCAAGAAUUUGAUGCAAAAUUAUUUUUUAUCAAGAGAUCCAGUGAACAUGUGCAUUGUAUUGAAACUAUUCGUUUUAAUUUAUAUUAUACAUGUGUUGAUUUUAUUUGUAAAAUUUAUCUUGCCCUUUCCAUGUUAAAAUAGAAUUGUGUAUUUUAUCGUUAUAACCAGAGAAACGUAGUAGAAAUAGAGGAACAACUGCAACAUACAUUUAAACUUUUUUCAUCGACCAUGUAUAAAUGAAAAAUACCAAUUAUUAAAUUAAAGGUUCUGUGUGCAUUUAAUGUAAAAAGAAAAUUAGGAAAUACCAGCUAAAUUAUAUACUUGGUAAGGAUGACUGCACUUAAGGAAACUUAGAAAUUGCGACAUAAUUAAUUUUUAAAAUGGGCAUUUCUCUUUCAAUAGUAGAAAUGGUCAAUGUCUUAACUGCAGCUUUGUGUAAUUACGUUAAUUAAAAGUUCGUAUUAACGAAGUUCGAAGUCGUUUUUAUAGGGAGGGAUCAUCGCAUAUUCUGGAAUCUCCAUAGGAUAAUGAGUACGCCCAUCUUUUCACAGGCUUAAUACAUAGUCAGCGCAUGUUUGUCUAUUGAUCUCCUUUUAAUGGUAGUU
Molecule: messenger RNA, 1195 nt
Organism: Saccostrea cuccullata (small rock oyster)
Lineage: Eukaryota; Metazoa; Mollusca; Bivalvia; Ostreida; Ostreidae
Product: molybdopterin synthase catalytic subunit-like
Exons: 5
Coding region: 95-532 (145 amino acids)
Biological process (GO): Mo-molybdopterin cofactor biosynthetic process
Cellular component (GO): cytosol
Molecular function (GO): molybdopterin synthase activity
Source: RefSeq, a predicted model, not a curated record